Hibiscus syriacus is the source of this 1093-nucleotide messenger RNA. RefSeq names its product peptidyl-tRNA hydrolase, chloroplastic-like. The transcript has 9 exons. Gene Ontology annotation, molecular function: peptidyl-tRNA hydrolase activity. The coding region runs from base 50 to 847 and encodes 265 amino acids. Lineage: Eukaryota; Viridiplantae; Streptophyta; Magnoliopsida; Malvales; Malvaceae. The record is from RefSeq and is a predicted model, not a curated record.
CCUCGUCUACUCUUCUUAAACCCUUGAACCCAAAUUAUUAACAAAGAAAAUGAUGAAAUUAAGCUCAUCAAUCUCCAGCAUUCUUUUUCUGAAUUUCAAUUCUCCAUCCAUUAUAUCUCACCCUUCAUCAAAAUUUCCCACCAAUCUCAAAACAACCAUGACUUAUUUCCCUAAAAGUUCCAUUCACUGUUCAAAUUCUUCUCCCGCCAUUCCUGCGGAGGAACCCCAAGUGGCGCCGCCCAAAACUAUGCCUCGGCAUCCGUGGCUCAUUGUUGGCCUCGGUAAUCCCGGCAAGAAAUACAUUGGCACCCGCCACAACGUGGGUUUUGAGAUGGUAGACGCCAUAGCUGAGUCUGAAGGGAUUUCCAUUACCGGUGUUAACUUCAAAUCCUUGCUUGGAAAAGGGUUUAUUGGAAAUGUUCCAGUCAUGCUUGCCAAACCACAAACUUUCAUGAACUUAAGUGGUGAAUCAGUUGGGGCCAUUGUCUCGUAUUACAAGAUACCAUUGAAGCAAGUACUUGUGAUUUAUGAUGAUUUAGAUUUACCUUUUGCCAAAUUGAGACUACUUCCAAAAGGUGGACAUGGAGGACAUAAUGGGAUGAGAAGUAUCGUUGACCGUUUAAAAGGGAGCCGUGAUUUUCCUCGUCUAAGAAUUGGCAUUGGACGGCCUCCUGGGAAGAUGGAUGCUGUUAACUUUGUUCUUCGCCCUUUCAAUAGACAAGAACGCGAAGAGCUCGAGUUCACAUUUCAACAUGGGACAGAAGCUAUUCAGAUUCUAUUACUAGAGGGUUUUGAUAAAAGUGCUACAUUUGUCAACAGCGCCAAAGCAAUUGAACAACUUGGUUAAAUUAUUGCUCUUGAUGGUAUAUCUUUUGUUAAGCGCAUUGAGCUUUGGCACAGAUUUAAUGAAGCAUUGGAGGGCUUGAAAAAUACGGUGGGUUGUGGUGGAAGAUGAUAAAUAUGAAUCAACAUUCAAGACAGAGCAAGCAAUGUGAUCACAGUAAACUGACUCCGUCAAACAUGACUGGUUUGCACUACUUCAGCAUACAUGGCUCAGGCAGAUUAUUGGGUUCGGACUUUCUUUGUCAGGUAU